ACACAGACAAAAAAGACCUAAACGGGAUCCGGCACCGCACAAGCCCCCAUGAGGAUCACCAAACUGAUCUAGAUAAACAGGGAAAACGAUGUUCAAAAGAAGUGGCCCAUCAUGAUCUCCUAAAUCUAAAGUUCUCGCAGGAUCUAAGGUGCUGGCAGCGAUCAUGAAGCCAAGAUCAUGGAGAUUUAGAGACGAUACUGUGCACUACGUGGUCUCUAGUUGAACUAGAGACAAUGUACACUAGCAAGCUGCCACUACUUUCACCUGAGACACAACUACGAAAGCACAACUCCACACGACCUUGAGCGUGAGCCACCUUUCAAUACGCCUCCUCCUUUCAAUACUACACCAAAAUUCAGCCUCUUGUAUUUUUCUAAAGAAUUCUUUGAAUUAUUUUUUGGUUUUUUUGAGACUCCUCAACCACCAAAAAAUGCCGGAACUUGUUGACAAGACUCCAGUUGUCGAGGCCCCGGUCGAGGCCGUCAAGCAGGAGCUGCCAGCUGAAGACGCCACUGCCGGCAACGAAAACAUCGUCCCGGGACCCGAACUCACCGUCGAGAUCAACGAGAAGAAGUUGAAGAAGGUGAAUAGAGUUUAGAUUUCGAAAAUUUUCCACUAGCGUAUGUUGUUGCGCAACGAACCUCCUCCUGGUCCAGGGAUCAUAUGAUCUCUUUAGUGGGCCCCUGAAAGAGCCUUAGCCUCAACGUACGUCGUGCCGAAACAAGAAUUAUAUUUCCUGAGCAAACUACAGACUCUCUGACAAUAAAAACUUCAUCAUCACGCACUACAACAAAAUGUUUUUUUUCAAAAAACAGAUCGUCAAAGAAGGUGGCAAGCGUGGUGUCGAAAUUGAGGGUGCUGCUGAUAUGGGAGGCUUGCAGUUUUUUUGCACCAUGAUCGAAGGUCCGGAGGGAGACUUGGAUAUGCUCGUCGAGUCCAUGAAAGCCAUGAACGCUAUCUCCGACCCGUCUGAAGAAGAGCGCAAGGGUAUGAUUUAGAUGCUUAGAAGAUUUAGAUUUAGAUUUUUUGAGAUUGAGGUUCGGAUAGGAUAUCCUUUAGAAUUUAGAUUUGUCCUCGGUAGUUCUCCUGGCUGUACUAUUGCAUUUAUCUAUCAAUCAAGAAACCAGGCCCCGCGAUCUCGGACUUCUUUUCCCUGAAAUAAAUGUAAAAAGGUGGUGCCGGCAAGUUGGGCAAGAUGAUUUUCACCUGCACUGACGAUAAGUUUUCCGCUGUCGCCUACGUCCCGAAGGACAAGGCUGAGGACUGCUCUGCCCACGAGUGGCUCUGCGAGGUGAUCAUGAACGUUGCCGAGUCCAAGGGCGUUGCGAAGGUCAAGUCUUUCGAAGGCAUCGACUCGAAGUACUGGGCUGCUGUCUGCAUCGAACUCGAUGGUGAGGCUGGCCUGUUCCCGAUCAAGAUGCGUGACCCGGCGAUCUCCCACGCCUAUGCCUUCCUGCGCAAGAAGGGCUUGUUCCCGGAGGACGAUGACGAAGAUGAUGACGAGUACGUCUUCGGUGAUGACGACUUCCCGUAAACGACCACGUCUAGUCUUUUGGUGAGAACUAGGAAUAUUCAGAAUGAUAUCGAAUAUUCACAGAAGAUGUUUUCAUGUUAUAUUGUUAUCUUCCGUUGCACUUAUUUUCAUGAAAUUGAACACGCAGAAUUGGUCGCCGUGGUCGUGCCAGCAUGACUGGGCACGUGAGCGUGGUGAUGGUCGACUACCCGUGGCUCGCAACCCGCCACGAAUUGUUCGGGCAUCAUGAUAUCAUUUAGAUUUAGGGUACUCACGUCUGAUGUAAAGCAAGACGUUCCAUUAAUAUACUUUUUACCGCCACAUAUUAUAGUGACGAAAUCAAAACCGGUUGUUGUAGUUGCAUAUCAGUAUCAAAUCUAAAGAUGAUAAAUCUUCACGAUACGCAUAUUUGUUCUAGAGUUGUUGUGCAUCAUGUGAUGCCGUUUCGCCCGGGAACCAUGCAAAGACGAUGCCCCGAAUCUCUGAUAUCGCGCUGCAAUCAUCUUCUAAAAACAGCUUUCUCCUUCUACGUCGUGUAUGGGGACGUCCCGUUCCCAGUCGCAUUGUUCGUCGCUUUGCUGUUCAUCCAUUGCUCACGAACUACAAAUGGGAUUUUUAGCAGAGUUUUCCCACUGCGAUCAACUGGGUCAUGUCCGCAAAUCUAAAUUUACUGACGAUGUCGAUGUCCCACUACGUUCCUGCCAUAUUAGCCCCUCGUUGCUGAAAUAAAUCUAAAUCCGUGACAGACCAUCCACAACUACCAGAUCGAAGCCCUUCGUCAAUAGUCCGCACUUUCUCCAUGAUGACACAAACAGAAAAACUAAUUAGAUGUCGGAACAAGGGUAGGAGCCGCGUUUUGCGGUUCCUUUGCCCUUAUCUCUGACGAACUAUUCGAGGCAUUUGUCUGAGAUUGGCGGUGCUGCAUUUUCUGGUCUACUUUUUUUGAGAAUGACCAAAGGAUCAUCUUGAGAAUGAGC
This is a messenger RNA of Amoebophrya sp. A25, 2490 nucleotides long. Lineage: Eukaryota; Dinophyceae; Syndiniales; Amoebophryaceae. The record is from the annotation of a GenBank genome assembly.